GGGUAUCUUCUCGCGGUAGCUCACGAUUCUCGUACGUGUAUUCCUCCUCUUGCAUCGUCUCUUUAUUAUAUAAAUGCAGUAAACAGAAGCAGGAGAACAGAAUAUCGAAGCAAGAAAGGCAUUGGAAUAUGGUUUGAAUCGAUGGUGAACGAUCAUUUCCUAGUGAAUUGUAUCUUGGCAUGUAUAACCUCGAUCCUUCGACAGCGCAGAACAGCGCAGAACGGGAAAGGGAAUAGUUCCAUCACAUUUCACAUCUCAAUACAAUGUCAAAGUCUGGCAACAAUACUUCUAUGCAUCAGGUAUGCAUAUGAUCCUCGCGGAUUUCAAACCGCCCUUCUUGUGAAAUCUUCUGCCAUUUGAGUAUUCGAAAAGAUCUUUGUUUCUUCUCAAUGCUUGCUUUUUUGCACCUCCGUCGUUUGUUUGCAAGUGCUAGGGAGCGCAGCUCUUGAAAUUGGGUUGAAGACAAGACAAACGACAAACGCAUUGAAAACAUUGGUAUACAGAGGAUGAAACGUUCUUUCCGUCUGGUUUUUCUCUUUCUUUCUCUCUGUCUCUCGCGUUCACUUUUUCUUUGGAAGCUAGCGUUGAUCAUUCACUUCUAACUCCACCUCCACCUACACCAAAUCAACCACAACCCUUUCUCUUCCUUUUUCUAUUUUUCAAACUUUCAAUCUCCAACAACUUCCAACUUCUCACUUCCUUUUCUCCUUCAGCCAAUAUCAGUGCCUCUGUUUGUAAUACUGAUUUGUUUUCUAUCUCGUCAUUAGUUGCCAGGGAACGGAAACAUCGAUUUCUCUGAAGCUAUCGUUUCUCGAGUUGACUACAUCUCACCAUUCGAUUCCUCUGUCAUUUGAUAGAUCAAACCCUUGAUUUACGUAUCACUCUAUUUUCCAGCCAAGUAGCUUCUUUUCUGCUAAAGGGAGAGGAGUUUCAGUCGGUACCCAGGACAAAGACUCAGAAAUCAUUUCUAUAUUCAAGGUUGAUCUCCUCAUUUCAUGUUUGCAUUCACAACCUCGUAAUCGCAACGAUGACGACCACGACGACCAUGACUCCCAGACUCCCAGCUAUUCAGGUCAAACCUGAAGUUAGUGAAUCAGAUCAAAUCGUAUUGCGCAUUGACAACAUACAGCCCGGGACCACAAUAUCUGAUUUGAUCAGUAAUCUGGAAAAGCAAGGUAGCAUUGUGUAUGUCGAGAUAUUUGCAGACAACAUUCAAAGAGGAAAAGUGACAUUCUCACCUGCUCCGAGCCCUUUCUGGCGAAGUGGUCAAUAUCCAAUCACCACUGCGGUUGGCAACACUUAUGAUGUUAAAAUCCGGCUCGAUGCUACCCCAAGAAGAGGAGGAACCGUGAGAAGCCCCUUCAGGAAUAUUUUUUACCCUGAAAAGACGAAACUUGUUUCUUCUACUCUUCAGCUCGGGGUCAUGAUAGAGCCGGAAUGUAUGAUGCCUAUGGAGACUCUGAAAUCCCAGGAACCUGGCGAUCUUACACUCACAUUGAAUCUGAGGCGUAAAGAACUUGAAGCUCAUUUCACAGUGCAUCUUGUGGAUCCACGAACUCAUGGUGACAUUGAUUUCCCUAGUAAAUCUGAGGUUGGGGAGUAUAAUCGCCGUGAGAAAUACAUGUUCACUAUACCUUUUGGUCAGUUGAAGUCAAUUCAGAAGAUUGAUCUUAGAGGAGGAAACUUUUCACUCUUGAUGUCUUUAGAUAGUCCGCCUAGAUUCUUCCGCUGGCGGAAUGAUGGACAGGCACCUCAAUCAGGAGUGCUAUCAUGGAAUCAAUGGGAUAAUUGGUUUCGGCAAACCGAUAUUGAAUUUGACCCUUUUAUCAUUGAAUCUCAACCAGUCGCUUUACACAAGAAGAGGCCAGUCAUUGAUAUUGGUCGCUGGACUACCUACCGCUGGACUUUCAAUAAUGGCCAAUGUCCCCCAGAUAAAUUUCAAAUGGUUCAGGCGGCUCUCCAAGAUUUCAACAUCGAUAUGAUCUCUCUGAAUAGCUUCAAUUUGAUGCCAAUGCGUAAAGCCGAGCUAUGGUCUCUCAUAGACCCAUGUGAGGCCAAAACUACACAAGCUGGCCUCCGUUCUCUUGAUCCAAGCAGUGUCAAAGUAAAUCUACCAUUUGAAGUAAGAUAUCAAUUGGAAGUGUGCAUUUCUAGGGAGAUUGUCAAUGAAUACAAUAUAGACGAAAAGUUCAUAAAUUCCUUAGCCGAAUUAUCUGCACAAGAUCCAGCCAAGGCAAGGAAUUUACUGGAGUACGUCGCCGAGCAUUACAGCUCCAAACGCCUAUACGACCCUUCGUCUAUUUUUACCAACAGUGAAGCUUUGUCGUUUUCUGCCUUGACUGAUAUUCCCCAUUAUUGUGCCUUUUCACGAAAAGCUACAGUAACACCGACUUCAAUCUUAUUCAAUUCACCUACUGUUGAAACUACCAACAGAGUUUUGCGACACUACUCGAAGGAGAACCAAGAAGGUCGAUUUUUACGUGUUCAGUUUACUGAUGAAAAGUUCGAGGGCCGGAUCAAUUCAUGUGCCGAUAAGAUUCGUAAUGAUGCAAUAUUCACAAGAGUUUUUAGGGUGAUCAGUAAUGGCAUUCGUAUUGGUGAUAGGCACUACGAGUUUUUAGCCUUUGGAAACUCUCAAUUUCGAGAGAAUGGCGCAUACUUCUUUUGUCCAUCUGCCAAUUUAUCUUGCAACGAUAUUCGCCAAUGGAUGGGGACUUUUUCCCACAUCAAUGUAGUUGCAAAGUAUGCUGCGAGACUUGGCCAGUGUUUCUCAACAACUAGAGCUAUUAAAGGUCUUUCCGCGCCCGACAUCGUGAAGAUUCCUGAUAUUGAAAGGGGUAGGUACUGCUUCACUGAUGGAGUUGGCAAGAUCUCACCUUAUCUUGCUCAAAUGAUUGCUUCUGAACUAAAGCUACGUGUCGACUUAGCACCAUCGGCUUUUCAAUUUAGACUGGGUGGCUGCAAAGGCAUAUUAGUCGUUUCUCCUGAUGCGAAAGAUAAUGAAGUCCAUAUUCGCAAAAGUCAGCAAAAGUUCACAGCUGCAUACAAUGGUCUCGAAAUCAUUCGAUGUUCACAAUUCUCCUCUGCUACUCUUAAUAGGCAAACUAUCACUAUCCUUUCAGCACUUGGAGUCAAGGAUGAAGUAUUCUUGAAGAUGCUAUCCAGGCAACUUUCUGACUAUCAGAGUGCAAUGAGCAACAACGCCAUUGCACUUGGCCUCCUUAACAGAUACAUUGAUGAUAAUCAUAUGACCAUCAAUAUUGCUGGUAUGAUAUUGAAUGGUUUCAUGUCAGAAAAAGAACCAUUUGUUCUAUCUUUGCUCCAUCUAUGGAGAGCAUGGUCGAUCAAACUCCUAAAGGAGAAGGCAAAGAUUAUAGUUGAGAAUGGAGCUUUCGUGCUUGGUUGUGUUGAUGAAACGAACACUCUCAGGGGUUAUACCAAGCCAACAGUGGCAUACGGUACGACUUACAAAGAAACCGAGUUGCCCCAAAUUUUUAUCCAAGUUCCUGAUAGAGAGAACACCACUCAAUACAAUGUCAUUGAAGGAAUUUGCCUCGUCGGACGAAAUCCAUCUCUUCAUCCUGGUGAUCUUAGGGUUGUCCAAGCCGUAAACAUACCAGCUUUGCACCACUUGCGGGACGUCGUUGUGUUCCCUCAAAGUGGCGAAAGAGACGUGCCUAGCAUGUGUUCUGGUGGCGAUUUAGAUGGUGAUGACUUUUUUGUCAUAUGGGAUAAGGAUCUCCAACCAACAGAAUGGAAUUGUGAGCCAAUGAGCUACGCAGCCUUAGAUCCUGUAGCGCUUAAACGACCUGUUGUUGUGACAGACUUGCAAAAGUUUUUUGUGAAAUACAUGAAGAACGAUUCCUUGCCGAGUAUAGCCCAUGCUCAUCUGGCACAGGCUGAUUAUCAGAAGCAAGGUAUCAAGGAUCCCAAAUGUCUCAAGCUCGCGGAACUACAUUCCAAGGCCGUUGACUACGUUAAGACUGGUCAACCGGCUACAAUGCAAAAAUAUCUAGCCCCUCCAAAAUGGCCACAUUUUAUGGAAAAGAUCCAUCAGCCUGCAUCAAAACAGUAUCAUUCCCAGAAAAUUCUUGGUCAAUUGUACGACAAGGUUGAGAGCGUUGAUUUCGUACCACAAUACGAAGAACCUUUUGACAAACGUAUUUUGAGGGCUUACGAAUUGGACAAUGCCACUCUGAAGGCCGCUCGUCAGACGAAGACUAAAUAUGACACUGCUAUGCGAAGAAUUCUAGCCCAACAAGACAUCAAGACUGAAUUCGAAGUAUGGUCAACAUUUAUCCUUUCAAAACCAAAGGUCGGAAGUGACUAUAAGCUUCAGGAAGACAUGGCAGUAAUCACCGGUGCACUCAAAGAUAGAUUUCGCUCGGUAUGCAUCAAUACAGCUGGGGGUAAAGACUUUUCAAUCCUGGGGCCGUUUGUUGCUGCCAUGUACAAAGUGACAAAAGAAGAACUCGACAUCGCAUUGGCUGAAUGUCGUACAAUGAGAACGGUUAACGGAAUAAAGGUUCCAAAGCGAAGAAUGAGACCUGAAUCAAUGCCAUUGAUAAGUUUCCCAUGGUUGUUCGAGAAGGAGUUGGGCAGAAUUGCUACUGGCAUUGAAGCCAUAGAUGACUUCGAAAAAAUAAGAUUCUCUACCUUCAGCAUCGAGAAGCCUCAUGUCACAGUGCUGAAUCGUCAGCCGCAGCUCUCUAAGCAGGAUGAAGAUUUUGUCAAGCAAGAAAACGGUGUUAUUGUUCACCGUGGUGAAACUCUUGACUUAUUCCCGGAGAAUUCGGACAAUGAUUUUCCUUGGGACUCUGACGCGAGGUCUGAUACUUCUUUGCCAGACUUUGUAUUCGUUGCUCAACCAGGGUCAGGAAAUGGAGCAGAGUCUACUAGAGUCGAAGCUUCUUCCAAAGACAUGAACCAGACUUCCACGCUUCAAGACAGUGUACUUCCCCAAAACUUGCAAAGCCAAAACCAGACAUCAAAAGAUACAGAGCACGGAGAAUUAGCCAAUACAACAAAUUCUACUAACGAGGAAAUUCUUACACCAUCUUCAUCAGCCAAAAAUUCCUCUCCAGAAGCCCCUGUUAUCACAGCCGAGUCCGAUCAAAGCCUCGUUGAUAAUGAAGAGACCGAAGUACAUGUCGAGAUCGUGGAAAAUGUCGUUCGCGAGCAGUCUAUGAUAGACAAACUUUCGGCUUUUGCGGACUAAUCAAUCGACUCUCUCAUAAACUUUCCAAGAAAUCUCAAACCUCCUCACUUGAUGGAGAUUUUUAUUGACUUUCUAUCUACCUAUCUUUCUCUUUUCCUUUCUUUCUCUAUUUUUCCUCCCCACCGCUCGUUUAAGAGUUUCCAGAAGUGUAUUUCACUGCGUUGAAAUUACACUAUUUCGUGAUGCAAAGCUUAGCUUUGCUCCAAAAAAAUCCUCGAGAUGUUGACGGAACAGCAUGGAUGACUCAGUGUGCAAGGGGGGGGUUUUUUUCACUCCCCCAAGAGGGUUUCUAUUUUAUUAGCGAGGGAGGAAUUAAGUGAGCGGAUCUGAAAACUUGUUACCGCAACCUAGCGAGCGAGGGAUCAUUCAGUGUGCAAUCUUACGAUCAAUGAAUUAAUGAAAAUUAUGAUAUACCAUCA
Molecule: messenger RNA, 5637 nt
Organism: Botrytis cinerea B05.10
Lineage: Eukaryota; Fungi; Ascomycota; Leotiomycetes; Helotiales; Sclerotiniaceae
Exons: 5
Coding region: 1028-5218 (1396 amino acids)
Biological process (GO): siRNA processing
Cellular component (GO): nuclear RNA-directed RNA polymerase complex
Molecular function (GO): RNA-directed RNA polymerase activity
Source: RefSeq, a predicted model, not a curated record